AUGAGUUCUGCCGAAGCACUGCCUUCAGACACCCAGGAGAUUUCUCAAUCGAUAAUCGACAAAAUUAUCCAACAGAACAAAGAAACUGGCAACAAUGGACUCGAUAGUAAUAUUUUUGAUCGGAAUACACUCAUGUCACUACAGGAGGGGGACAGUGGCCAUAUAGACCUGCUUUCUGGGUUCGAUGCUGCUCAAAUUCGCGCACCGAACACCGACGAGAAUGAGAAUGAUGAUCAGAGCAGCUCUAGACUGGGCGAUUCAUCUCCUCUUGUAUACGAGCGUGAUCAUUUCCCAGAAUCUCAAAGAUUUGUUGCAAAGACCCCUGUGACAGCGACGAUGCAGCAUGAUGUUAUCUCUACGGGCUCUCCCCUCGUCUCUCGGAAUCCUCUAGCAUCGGAUCUAGAAUCUGCCAGCGGUAUUAUGGCUCUUAGCCAAGUGUUCAAAGCCACGCAGGCACCAUCCUCUCCUCUUGUCAAUUGCCUACAGUCAGAUCUCAUGUCGGACCGGCCCUCGCCGAAUAUCCCAAUACAACACCAGCCACUUGCACCUUCCCUCUCGUCACCGUUCAAUACCAUCGCAGCAACUUUCCCACGCGAGUCAUCGGACACGCCGUUGAAAUAUGUGACCAUGAAAGAAUCUCAAACCAACAGGAAUGGCUUAUUAAAAGAGAGAAUGACCCGGUCUGCUGACCAUAUCUACGAAGAUCAGAGUGAUGGAGAGUUUGAUAAGGAACCUAGCUUUGUUGAACGUCAGAGACGUCAGCGGAGAAUCGAUGAGGAGGCCGAGGUACAGUUUGCCAUGCUCUCGGCGCCUGCGAGGCAACCAAGCCACAUUGAGAAUCGGGCAGGAAGUAGAGCCGGUUCGUUAACUGGGGCUCCUCGGCGAGGAUCAGCGGAUGAGUCUGCAGCAGCUAUAAUUGAAGAACAACAUGGCCCUACUUCGGAGCUGCAGACUGUGGGGACGAGUGAAGAAGAGACAGAGCAGGAAGAAGAAUUACGGAAGCCUACCCCACAAUCUCAACUACCCAAUUCGUCAACCGAGGAGGAUAAGGAGAAUUGUAAUGAUCCGUCUACUGUUGGCCUAUCUAACACAGAAAGUGCUCACGACCGUCUUUCUCAGGCUCUCUCUCUACAUGAGAGCCCGCUUGCUCCUCACAAAGGGUCUACUAAGUCAUUAUCAGAUGCACAGUUGCAUCCACAAAACGAGGGCUUGGAUGAUGGUCCAGUUGAUGUGAUCAGAUCAUCACCAAUAUAUGUGGUGAAAGAUUCACAGCGCUCUCCUGGACGCGAUUAUGUGGUGCAGCCCGAAGAUGAACUUAUUGAGAGCCCGAGUAACCGAAGCCAAAAUCGUUUCCAUGGUUUUCAACUACAAAACAAAUCCACAACUAGUCACGAACAAGGCCGCUCGUUCCCCGCCAAAGAGGUUGACCAUCGAGUUUCCACCCAAGGGUCCCAACAAGGCAACAGGCAGUUUGAAGCCGCUCAUGCCGUUAACCUUAGUCCGACUCGGCCAGAUAUUGCCGGCCUUACCAGGUCCUCCAAUCCGUCCCGGGAAGACUCUACGGGUCCGCAGACCAACUUUGUCCGUUUUAGAAACUCAUCGGCUCCAAGCAGCAUUGAGAACGGAGACAGGGCACCGGUGCACGAUUCUCGAGGCAAAUCAUCUUCAAUGCCGUCCCGUAUAGCCGAAACACCUGUGCAUCAGCAGCAGCGAAACUCUCACGAUUUGCAACCAUUCGCUACUAUCCCAGAGACAAGCCCAAAUCACAUGAAUACUGAAGUUUGGAUUAGUGAUGGAAACAACGAUCCUGCGGAUCAAGAGGAUGAUGAUCUACCUCCUCCCCUCCCAAGAACAUUCGAUCGUGCCAAUCAAUCACAGCCGCUUGUGUCCGAUAGUUCUUCUCCUAUUAAACCUUUGUUCAAUUCCAAAAUCCUGUCAAGCCCAAGUGGAAGGCAGCGCAGGGCCUUAACCGAGAUAGCGGCUGAUGCUUCGCCCCAAGUUGGAGGUUCGGCAUUCGAUGUCAACAUCAAUAUUAUGAGUGCAGACGAUCAUGAAUUCAGGUCUGCUGUCGCAAUGUCGCCGAUUCCACCACGCAAAAAACGACGGAGCAACGAUGGUCGGAAUAUCCCGGCCUCAGACCCAAUAAUCCCAGUUACGCCCCGAUCAAAAGCACGUUUAACUCCACCACGAGAGGAUGAAGAGAUGGCCGUGGCACCACCUCCACAACCAGUAGGUCCGGUAGGCCAGCGUCAGCGUACGUUUCCCGGACGGCCGAAAUCUUCGAGACGAUCCGAUUCCUUCUGGGAUAUGGAAGACUCACCGAAAUUUAAGGUUUCUAGUAAAGAAAGAUCAAGAAUAUUUGCUCGUUCUUUCGCUCGAGAACGUCGGUCUCCACCUGCUCCAGAACCCGAGACGAAAGAUGUCUCGCAACCUAUUCCUGCUCCUGUUUCUGCUCCUGCUCCUGCUUCUGUUCCUGCUCCUGCCCCCAACCCGGAGGAAAUCACUCCUACACCAGUUCCUGAGGCACCAAGCAGUGCACCGAUCGUUGAGGAGGCACCCGCGGAUGAAGGCCAACAACCUUCCCUUGAUACCACUCUAGUAGCGCCAAACCAGGUUCUUGCACCAUGGAGGGGCCAGAAGAGGGCGUACUAUCCGGCAGCUUGCUUUGGACGCCCAUUUGGAACCCCCCAGGAUCAGUACUUGGUUAAGUUUGAAGACAGCGCACCAGUUGAGGUGCCACUAGGUACCGUUAAGAGGCUCGAACUGCGAAUCGGCGAUGCAGUGAAAGUGGAUAUGCCAAAUGUUCCCAAAGUUACCCACAUUAUUAGGGGUUUCGCCGACAGUUUAAGUGCAGACGAGUUACAGUCAAAUGGGACUGCAACGGGGGCCAUUCCAGUCACCGACGUGUAUGGCCACUUAACCGUUGUUUUAGGGCCGAAGCAACGCAAGAGUCUUCCGAGCGGAGGAUUCUCAGGCCCGGAGAAUGCUAUCAACGUCCCCAUCUCCCGAAUAUACCUGGACACCAUACUGUGGAACCAACUCAAAGACCGGCCCUACACUUACAACUCUGUGUCUGUAAGCGCAGAGAAUAGGCCUCAGACCCCUUCAGACCGGCACCUAACACCAACAUCGCCGAGUACGCGGCUGUCCCGCAGCUUCCGUCCUUCAAAUGGCUUGUUUUCUGGCAUGGUAUUUGCAGUUUCGUACGGUGACAAGAGCGAGACCAAGCACCGCGUAACGAAGAUGAUUCUAGAAAAUGACGGGCGAAUUUUAGAGGACGGGUUCAACGAAUUAUUCGAGUUACCAUUGAACGCGCCGCUGACGACACCGACAAAAUCACCAGCUCCGCAAUCAACAGGCGCCAACGGUGGUCUCCGUCUUAGGCCUGGAGCCGAGGAAGUUGGAUUCGCAUGUUUGAUAGCGGAUAAACACUCUCGUCGCCCGAAAUACAUGCAGGCAUUGGCUCUCAGCCUCCCGUGUCUCUCAGACCGCUGGAUAGAAGAUUGCGUUGCAAAAGGUCAGGUUUUGGAUUGGGAGAUGUAUCUUCUGCCUUCAGGCGAAUCAUCGUACCUCAACGGAGCAACAAAGUCGAGAAUUCUCAUGCCCUACCCAGCCACAAAAGCUCGACUUUCUGAAACCAUUGCAGCGCGGCCAAAUCUUUUGAACGGCCAGUCUGUAUUGCUCAUUACGGGCCGUACUGGCAAGGCAGAUGAGGAACGAAGGAAGGCUUAUAUCUUCCUAACAUACGCCCUGGGCGCAUCGAAAAUCGAACGUGUUCCUGAUAUUCGGUCAGCUCGAGCCAUCCUCGACCAGAAAAAUUGCGGCGAGGAACCAUCCAGUUGGGACUGGGUUUACAUCGAUGAUGACGACAAGGCAGCAAAGGCCCUAACUGCAGGGAACGCUGGAUCAGCAUCGCUGCCGUCGAAGAAACGGAGAAAGUCCCGGCUUACUGAGCCGGUAAGUGGGGAUGACCUGAGCUUAAACAACGACGUUCGGGUCGUAGGCAAUGAGUUUGUUUGCCAGAGUUUAAUUCUUGGCCGAUUGGUUGAUCAGUGA
This is a messenger RNA of Aspergillus puulaauensis, 4056 nucleotides long. Its product is annotated as chromatin-binding protein RAD9. NCBI's taxonomy places the organism in Eukaryota, Fungi, Ascomycota, Eurotiomycetes, Eurotiales, Aspergillaceae. Gene Ontology annotation, cellular component: nucleus. Gene Ontology annotation, biological process: positive regulation of transcription by RNA polymerase II; DNA damage checkpoint signaling. The transcript has a single exon. Gene Ontology annotation, molecular function: histone binding. The coding region runs from base 1 to 4056 and encodes 1351 amino acids. The record is from RefSeq and is a predicted model, not a curated record.